UGCCUGAACGAAAACCCCCACACAUGAAGAUGAUAAUAAGAUAGUUCAAAUAAACUCAUUCUGCGAGCACUGGCAGCACUACAGAAAGCAGUGGCUGUUUCCGGUUUUGGCUUCAUAUCAGAACAGACACUGGAGCCUGUUCAAUGAGGUACAGAGGAGCUCAGAUCUGUCUCUGGGCUCAUGGCUCUGGCUGUCUGUCCCGCCUCUCGCUGCCUGGCAGGGCCACUUGGGUUCGAACCUACAGCGCCCACCCUCAGCCGGGCCCGCCGCCACCCACCACCACCCCCCCACCUCCUCCAGCUGGGAAGGGAGGAGCUGAGCUGGUGAAGGAGCGUGCUGUGGUUGCCUUACAGCAUGCGGGUGAGUUAGGUCGCCAGUGGGGUCAAAGGUCGGCUGAGACAGCCACUGCCACAGUCAACUACUGGUGGGGGAGGUACGAGGAAUUUGUGGGACUGAUCGAGGUCCGCAAUGCUCAGGCAAAGGUCACUGAGGCCGAGUCGGCGUUCAUGGUGUCCAGGGGGAUGGUGCGCGAGGCGCAUGGCAGCCUGGAGGCGCUGCAGGUCAGGCUGAAGGAGGUCAGAGACCGGCUGGACAGAGUCUCCAGGGAGGAGGCGCACUACCUGGAGCUGGCAACGCUGGAGCACAAACUGCUGCAGGAGGAGCGUCGCCUCCGGACAGCUUACGAGAGCGCGGAGGGCUCGGAGCGGGAGAAGUUCGCCCUGUUCUCCGCCGCCGUACGGGAGAGCCACGAGAAGGAGCGCACGAGAGCGGAGCGCACCAAGAACUGGUCCAUCAUCGGCUCGGUGCUGGGAGCCCUGAUCGGGGUCAUGGGGUCGACGUACAUCAACCGCGUCCGCCUGCAGGAGCUGCGCUCGCUGCUGCUGGAGGCUCAGAAGGGUCCGGAGAGUCUGCAGGAGGCCCUCAGGGUCCAGGCGGGGAACCACCGCACCCAGCAGGCCGAGCUGCAGGCGCUCAUCGACGGCCUGAGGCUGGCCCUGAGCGAGGCCUUCCUCCAGAAGAGCGCCGCCCCGCAGGACCAGGACGGCGGCGCCGCGGCCGAGCCGCCCGCCGUGCCGCUCUCCGCCUUAAACGACCUCCGCAGGACGGAGUCGCUGCUGGAGGCCCUGCCCCCACAGCUGGGGCAUCUGGAGCAGGGCAUCGGCCGAGUGGAGGGGGAGCUGUCCGCAGUGAGGAAGCUGCUGGAGAGCCGGCCGCCGGAGGCCGCUGCCGCCACCGCCUCGGACGCCACCGCCGCCCUGCUGCCGUCAGAACCGGCAGAGCGAGCGGAUCGCUGGGAUUCGGAGGGGCUGCUGAGACGCCUGGAGGACACCCAGAGGACUCUGGGAGAGCGGAUCAGGACAAACACGCUUUACAACGCCGCGUUCGCCUACAGCGCCACCGCCGUCACCGUCGGCGCCGUGUACCUGCUGCUGAGAGGCGCCGCCGGGUAGAGGAGUCUGCUGCACUGGGAACAACAGGGAUCAAUAGUCUUAUCUAAUAAUCGCCUAAAUGAUUUAGUGUUUUUCUAAUUAAGCGGCUGCAGGCGUCGAUUUGCUGCUCCGCCACUGAACCUCACAUCCUCCGGUCACCGAGUCUGAAUCCUGUAAAUCCUCUGAUCUCUCCAUGGAUGUCUGAGUUCACUGAUGGAGGAAAAACAAACAGCAAACAAAAAAAACUGAAGUUUUUCCUCCUAAAGAUGAACUGAUGUGUUUUAAAGAGGUUUUUUUGACAUCUUUUAAGAUCAACGAACCCUUUGAUGAUUGAGUUUAUUAAUUAGAAGUAAUAAAAUGCAGCUGCUGAUACAGCUUUGAUGAAAAACCUCUUACAAUAGUCAUGUGAAUAUUGUUAACAAUGUGAAUGCGUUAUGAGAACUGACAUCAGAGCAAACCUGAUUCCACAAAUAUCAAUAUUCUGGUAUUGAUCUGCACUGUUGGGGUAAUAAGGAAGUAAACAACCACUGAUUAAAAAAACAAC
Salarias fasciatus (jewelled blenny) is the source of this 1974-nucleotide messenger RNA. RefSeq names its product coiled-coil domain containing 51 (gene ccdc51). Lineage: Eukaryota; Metazoa; Chordata; Actinopteri; Blenniiformes; Blenniidae. The record is from RefSeq and is a predicted model, not a curated record. Bases 144 to 1451 code for a protein of 435 amino acids. The transcript is spliced from 7 exons.